Molecule: messenger RNA, 690 nt
Organism: Rangifer tarandus platyrhynchus (Svalbard reindeer)
Lineage: Eukaryota; Metazoa; Chordata; Mammalia; Artiodactyla; Cervidae
Source: the annotation of a GenBank genome assembly
AUGAAGAACACCGCACCUGAGCAGAUCGCCUUCCCUGACCCCCCUCCGCAGCGCAGCCAAUCCCAGGCGCCUCAGUUAGUUUUCGUCACGAGUUGCUGCCUGGCGAUAUUUGCGUCGUGGGGCCGCCAGCAACGAAGGUCACAGCGGGAAGACUGGCGAGGACAGACGGAGGGCAAGGCCUGGGAGGAGCAGGCCGCGCGGCAGCAGCGGACGAGGGCCAGCCAAUCCCUUGCUCCGCUGGGCCUCUGCGUCACUAGUUGCCAGGGCGGCGUUCUUCACGGCGGCAGACGCUGGCCGCCCAAAGCUGAGGGAAAAAGCCCGGCGACAAUUGGGGAUGGCUGCCCCGCGCUAACCCUUCCUCCCGCCCCUCGGUCCCCUCACCGGUCGCCGACUGGCUCCUCGGACACCGCGCGGCUCCCACUCAGCUGGGUCGCUGACCCCCGCUUCCCGGAUUGCGGGACUGUGGCGGGGAAGGGAAGGAAGGAGCGCGGGGCGGCCUGGGGGGGAACUGGGAGGUGCCUCGGGAUUGAGGGUCACGCUUCAGCCCCGCUAUCCCGGGUUGGCCAGUGGCCCGCCUCACGCCGGUGCGUCACCGGUUGCUGGGAAAACUACGAGACGUACUACGGCUUCACCAAAGGUUCGGCCUUACCUGCACGGGCCGGAAUUCCAGUAAGGGGGCGGGACCAAUAG